UGUGUGAAGUGGGAUCUUUGAGUGGCUUUUGAUCGAUUCGAAACUCGGGUUCGUCCCCGUCAACACCUGAACGGGUGGAGUACCGUCUCUCUCGUCGGGUUUCCCCCUUAUUCAAUCCGUCCGUAUCCGUCCGUUUUUCAUCUCCGCGGAAGGACCGCUAGAAGAGACCUCGACCUUCUGCUCAGCGAGUCAGGGAACAAUGGCAUCUGACAGUUCCACCAGAGACGCCCAUCGUCUUUCCUUUGCAAAGAUCGCGGCCAUGCCUCCACCAUCCAACUCGGAGGCUCCCGCCUCAUCUGACGAGGUGAACGGCUCCCUGUCGGUCGACGACCUAUCAUGUUCCGAACAGCAUGCCUCGGGACACAUUCUCUCCGACUCAGGAGCCCCGAGUAACGUCCGAGGCGAGGCUGUCACUGCGGAUCGAAAUCUCGAAAGUCUAUCACAGGCCGUGCAUAGCGUUCACCUGGAAGAGAAGAAAUAUCAUGGCAGUUCUAUGUUCUCCGGUGAAGCCCCAGACAACGGUUCUCUGAAACGGGAGACCUCGUUUGAGGACGACCGUACCCACCUUUCGAACUCUUCGACCAAGCCCACGAGCUUCGAUUCCAAGAGCAUGGCAUCGGUGACUACAUUCGCAAUGGACGAGAAAGACUCGCUGCGUCCCGAUGACAGUGCUAGCGUCCAAGCUGUGGAUGAGGAGGAGUCUCUGUCCGGGCCGGCCUCCGGUGCCGCGAAUUCGUUGACAGGGUCAGAGUCGGGUGCACGCGGUUUUCGGGACCUACAAAGACCGCGGGGAAUACUCCAACCUCCCGGCCCGAUCUUCAAUGAUGGCAUCCAGCGCACGAACGGUGCCAUUCUUCCGGACGCUGUCGCAACGAACUACAUUAUCCCGAAUGCCGAUGCUUUCCAAGAUGGGCGGCCCAUCCAUGGGUUCCCAUCCGAACCAGACGAGAAACUUCUUGAGGCUAUGAAAUCUCCCAAAGACCGCCUCUUGAUUCUUCAACUAGAGGAGAAAGUCCGACACUUUAUACAAACUUCCAAGGAGCACUCUUUGGAACUUCCACCCUCAAACGCUUUUGGACGGCUCCUCGCGCAUAAACUGGGUGACUACUAUCAUUUGACCCACUUUGUGGACAACAACGUUACAUCUGUUCGACUCCACCGAACCCCAUUCUGUCGGCUUCCAACGCCCCUGUCAGUCCUGCACGCUGCCAAUAGCAGUACCCCGCCUCCCGCCAUGCCCGCCAUGAAAAUCAUGCGCCGUACGGAUAGUGAGCGACCCUCCACAGAAGGAAGCAUUGCAGCAAGCUCCUCUGCUCCCUCGAAGAACGGAUCCGAGGCCGGCGACAGUGGCGACGGGGAGCGCGGUGGUUCUUCCGCCGGAGCUACCCCGGCCAAAGACCGGUUGACUUUGACCCGCGAGGAGCGAGAAGCCAAGUAUCAGGAAGCUCGGGAGCGGAUCUUCCGUGAUUUUGCCGAGCCAAAGACGUCUGAGAAUGCCAAUGGCGAGACUGGGACCAAUAUGUCACGCUCGAGUUCAGCGAGCGGACGCCGGAAGGGACACAGGCAGAAGACUCCUCACGAUGACAGUUUCGAAGUUCGGUCUCAAUUCAACGCAUAUUAUCCCGGGAUGCAAUACACCAACGGAUCCAUGCCCUACGGUAUGGCUGUGAAUGAUCCGUCUUUCCCCAAUCAUCCUUGCAUGGUUGGACCGGGCGUGUCCCCGCCUGCUAUGGGCUUCGGCCCUAGUGGCCAGACCGGUCACACGUAUUCCGGAUCCAUGAACGUGAAUGCCAUGCCGCACUACUCAAUGCCAGUAUCGCCUCAGAUGACCCCGAGCGGCCCGUGGCAGAAUGGCCCUGUGCCGCAGCAGUCCCCUUACUCGGGAUAUGCGACCAUUAACCAGUCACCAGCGAUGGCAUCUACCAAGUCGUCUCCUGCAUUGAACAGCUAUCCCAUGCCCAACUCUGUCCAAUAUCCGCCCAAUGCCGGUUGGUCCACCCCACCUUACCCGGGCGUUUACCCACAGACUCCAAUUCGCAACCCUCCUCCAUCUACAUGGACCAAUUAUCCGACACCAACCUCCUACCCCUACGCCCAAUAUCCUGGACAAGCAUUGAGCCCGGGAAUGCAGAGCCACUCGGGCACCCACCCCUUGCCGGGCAGCUUUAAUCGGUCACCUUUUAACCCUCAAACCCGUUCAUUUGUCCCCGGCGGCGCGCCGUUAGCAAGGCAUCCAAGCAAGGGCAGCCAGCAUGGAAUGAAUCCAUACCCUGGCAUACAACCGGGGUUACAGCCUCAGUGGCCCAACUUCCCAGAUGCCACCAGCAAGCCUCAGGAAGCAUCUGGAUCGGCUGGGCAUGGACUGGCUCGCGGUGGUCUGUCGGGCAGAGAUUCUAUCGCGAAGUGGGGGACACCGUCGCAUCUUCCCCCCAAACCGCCACCGUCCGAGGUUCCUUCCGAUUUUGACCUGAAGCCGCGGAGUGGCCCUAGCUCGACCCAUCCUUACUCGGGCAACACGCUUCCCACCACCAAGACCGGGCCACUCGUCGUUUCGGGUGGAGCGACUCUCCCGAGGGUCAACUAGGGUCUUCCCCUCCUAUGGCCCAAUCCGGGGGUUCUGUGGUGGGGGUGGUAUCUGAUUUCUGUUCCACAAAAGUACAUAUGCUUCCUUGUCGUCGUGGAGUGUCGCCCGUGGCAAGGUUCCGGACAUGGCCGUUUGAUCGCUGGCAGAUUAGACACGGGGACGGAUAUUGAGCCAUUUGGCGUCACCCGUCGGAGCGAGACAUGAAUUGAUGAGCGGGAUCUGGGUUUCAUAUCCUUAGCGGUCGAUGACUGGGAUUUCGUGGGCGUUCGGGACUUGGUUGGACACCU
Molecule: messenger RNA, 2871 nt
Organism: Aspergillus ibericus CBS 121593
Lineage: Eukaryota; Fungi; Ascomycota; Eurotiomycetes; Eurotiales; Aspergillaceae
Product: putative R3H domain protein
Exons: 4
Coding region: 200-2584 (794 amino acids)
Biological process (GO): galactose metabolic process
Molecular function (GO): nucleic acid binding
Source: RefSeq, a predicted model, not a curated record